AGAGAGACGUAUGCGGAACGAUCCCAUCAUCGGAGAGAGUGUGACAAGACAGAUAUCCGAGUAUCAAGCAAAGGGAUAUAUCCACAAAGCUACUCGGGAAGAACUCGAUGAGGCGGAUCCACGGCGUACGUGGUAUUUGCCGUUAGGGGUUGUCAUCAAUCCGAAGAAACCGUCAAAAAUUCGAAUUUUCUGCGAUGCGGCGGCAAAAGUGGACGGAGUCUCACUCAAUACGAUGCUGCUAAAAGGGCCAGAUCUUCUGCGGACGUUGCUGGAUGUUCUUUUCGGUUUCCGGGAGAAGCGCAUAGCUCUGUGUGCAGAUCUUAAGGAAAUGUUCCACCAGAUACGGAUUCAUCGUGAUGAUCGACAUGCGCAACGUUUACUGUGGCGAGAGGACGCCACUCAGGAACCAGAAGUGUAUUUGAUGGAUGUGGCCACGUUUGGAGCAACGUGUUCGCCAUGUUCGGCGCAAUACGUUAAAAAUGUAAACGCCGAACAGUAUUCAGAAGCAUAUCCGGCCGCAGCAAACGCUAUAAUUCGGAAGCAUUAUGUGGACGAUUAUUUGGACAGCGUUGACGACGUUGAAGAAGCUGUGAAAUUGGCGCUAGAGGUCAAGUACGUCCAUUCCCAAGGUUGGUUUCAUUUACGGAACUGGCUGUCGAACUCCAAAGAGGUGCUAGCACGAGUCGGAGAAAGCGAUCCAGCAACGAAGAAGUGUCUCCAGCUAGAUAAAAACGGCUCAACAGAACGCGUACUUGGGAUGUACUGGAGGCCUGAUGAAGAUGUCUUCACAUUUUCGUCUACCUUGGCAACGGAAACAAAGCACCCGACCAAACGACAAGCCUUGCGAGUAGUUAUGAGCCCGUUCGAUCCAGCAGGGCUAUUAUGCUUCUUCCUGAUUCAUGACAAGAUACUGAUUCAGGACCUGUGGCGAGCAAAGACUGAUUGGGAUCAACUGAUCCCGGAGAAAUUACUUGAAAAGUGGGAACGGUGGACUUAUUUGUUUCGCUAUCUGGACCAGAUUAAAAUCCCGCGCAGCUAUUUCCCGCAUCAUUCGGCGAAGGAUAUCGUAUCGUUGCAGUUGCAUGUCUACGUGGAUGCCAGCGAAGAGGCGUACGCUUGCGUGGGGUAUUUGCGUGCGGUGUUUCCUGACGAGAUAAAGGUAGCUCUGGUAGGAGCAAAGUCGAAGGUAGCUCCGUUAAAAGCGCACUCGAUUCCUCGUCUAGAGCUAAUGGCUGCAGUCAUCGGUGUACGUUUGGCAAAAUCCAUACUCAAUGGUCACUCGCUGAUAAUUGAGAAAGUUUCCUACUGGAGUGAUUCGAAGACAGUGUUGGCCUGGAUUAACUCGGACCACCGCAACUAUCGACAGUUCGUCGCUUGCAGAGUGGGUGAGAUUUUAUCCAAAUCAAAAGCUGAGGAUUGGCGAUGGGUACCAACGAAGAAAAACGUGGCAGACGAUGCGACCAAGUGGGGGAAUGGCCCCCAUCUGUCUGCGGAUAGUCGUUGGUUUCGCGGGGAAGAAGAGCUGUAUCUGCCAGAAGAACUUUGGACAACGAGCACGUAUUCAACCAAUGAGACAACCGACGAAGAACUUCGAUCCUGCUUGAUACAUCGCGGAGCGAUAAUAGUCCAAUUUGUGGAAUGGGAGCGGUAUUCCAACUGGAAGCGUUUGCAUCGCACAGUAGGACACGUUCAUCGCUACGUUCGAAAUUUGCGGCGGAAGGUGAACAAAGAACAACUGCAUAACGGUCCGCUUACGCAGGAGGAGCUUCUGAAGGCCGAAGCAACCAUUUUCCGUUGGAUCCAGACUGAACGAUAUCCUGAUGAAGCCACGGCUCUGGACAGCGUUGAAGGCAAGCAGUCAAAUCGACAAGUGCGUCUGGAGAAGUCUAGCACGAUUCGCAAGUUGUCGCCGUACCUGGACGAAGCCGGAGUCAUUCGUUCAGAUAGUAGGAUCGUCGCAGCAGCAUUUGCAUCAUAUGACACGAGGUGUCCUAUAGUCUUGCCCAAGGAUCAUCGGGUGACGCGGAUGCUAGUCGCAUGGUAUCACGAAAAAUAUCUUCACGCAAAUAACGAAACCGUAGUUAACGAGGUGAGGCAACGUUUCCACAUCUCUCAACUGCGGUCACUUGUGCGCAACGUUUCUAAGGAGUGUACGACCUGCAAGGUGAAGAAGUCAACUCCAGCGAUACCCCGAAUGGCACCACUCCCUGUGGCCAGGUUACAGCCAUACGUACGUCCCUUUUCAUACGUGGGUAUCGACUACUUUGGUCCCAUUGCCGUCAAAGUGAACCGUAGUUCUGCCAAACGGUGGGUCGCACUGUUCACUUGUAUGACUACCAGAGCAGUACACCUCGAGGUCGUUCACGCUCUUUCAGCAGAAUCGUGUAAGAUGGCGAUCAGACGAUUCAUCGCACGCCGAGGAGCUCCAGUCGAGAUCCGCAGCGAUAGAGGAACGAAUUUCGUGGGUUCGAGCAAUGAACUGAAGAUGGAGAUGAGCACAAUCGAUCGUAAGCUAGCGGAAACAUUCACUAACGCAAACACCAAUUGGGUGUUUAACCCACCAGGAGCUCCCCAUAUGGUUGGAGCAUGGGAGCGACUUGUGCGAUCGGUGAAAACUGCGCUAGCCGCAAUGGAUACUCCACGAACACCAAAUGAAGAGUCUUUAGCGACAGUGCUGGCCGAAGCUGAGAGUGUGGUGAACUCGAGGCCCCUUACUUAUAUUCCUCUGGAGACAGCUCAGCAGGAAUCUCUAACACCAAACCAUUUUUUACUGAUGAGCUCAAAUGGUGUAGCACAGACACCGAAAACAUUGGCGGACCCGAAACAAGUAAGCAGGAAUGAUUGGAAUCUAUGCAGAACGUUGGUAGAUCAGUUCUGGCGUCGGUGGGUGCGAGAAUAUCUACCGACAAUCGCACGUCGGACGAAAUGGUUCGACGAGGUGAAACCAAUCCAGGUUGACGAUUUAGUUCUAAUAGUCGAGGAGAAAAUACGUAACGGAUGGAUUCGAGGACGAGUAGCUGAACUCAUCAUUGGGCGUGAUGGACGAGUCCGUGCUGCGGUCGUACAGACUGCUGGUGGUAUGGUACACCGACCAGUGUCAAAGUUGGCGCGGUUGGAUGUAGCAGCGAGUAAAGCUGGACCGGAGUUACCUGACCAGCCUUACGGGUCGGGGAGCUGUUACGGCAGUUCGCACCGAUCCCUCAUAACUACGCCAACGUCGGAGCGCCCCUCGGAAGAUUGUCACAGUGACAACUGAAGUUGUCAUCGAUGGCAUAUGAGAAUGGAAGAGAAACAAUAUGAAGAGGGAAGAAUGAUCUAUGCAUGGUAGUGAAGUGGACCGCAUUUGUGAAUUUGGCGAAGUUUAAUAAUUAUUUUUCACGUAAUUUUGCUUAUUUCAAAUAUUGAAAAAUCGUGGCAAACCGCCAAAUCGUAUUCUAUACAUAUAUCCUAUCACUGGAAGAUUGAUUCUGAGUUGAGGUUAAAAAACCGUGAGUUGCUGAAUUGGAACUAAAAUCAUGAAUUAUAGUUAAUAGAUGCAUUAUGAACUUUUUGUAGCUCACUAAUCGGACUCAGCUAGGAUAUUUAUGAUAACUUGUUGGGAUUUGAAAGGGAUCAAGAGAUACCGAUGUAAGUAGUUGCGUAAGAAACAAUAUCAAGAUUCUAAUAAAUUUUAAUAGCUUUUAGCUCUACACCCACAAAUCAAGGUGUUUGCUCAAAGGACUUCUCAAGCCCUACCUCCCAACAGG
Molecule: messenger RNA, 3746 nt
Organism: Aedes albopictus (Asian tiger mosquito)
Lineage: Eukaryota; Metazoa; Arthropoda; Insecta; Diptera; Culicidae
Exons: 2
Coding region: 11-3256 (1081 amino acids)
Biological process (GO): DNA integration
Molecular function (GO): nucleic acid binding
Source: RefSeq, a predicted model, not a curated record